CAAGAGAAAGAGAGUAGGAAAUCUCUUCCUCUCAGUAGUUUUAGAGCCGUCCUUGAUAGCAAUAGUAGCAAGAGUUUGACUGAAGUGUAUAAUGGUGGGUUCAGUUCGAGGUUGCACGAUCCAGAAAGCUCGAAGAAGUUGGCUUGAGUAAGAAAUCAAAAAAUGGUAGCAGUGCUGGUGAUGUUUCAGUUAGUUUGGGUAACAAUGAUGCGAGGAUCCCAAAGCGUAAACGGCGGUUUGGGGGGCUGCGCAAAUUUGGGGAUGGUCAAGUGUUGAAGUUGACAGGGUGGUCUAAUAGUAAAGAAGUUGUUAAUGAGGAAGUGAAGUUAACCAGUGAAGAUUCUGGCACUCAGAAUGAGUCUUUGAAAAAAAAGGAAGAUUGAUGAUCUUAAGGAAGCGGAACAGUGAGCCAAGAUCGAUUCAGCUUUUGAAGGAAGAAGAUGGUACUGCUGGUUACUCAGCUGUAAAUGGCGGUGACUCUUUGAUAAAAAAAUCAUGUAGGAAGUCUAGGAAGAGGAAGGAUUCAGUAAAGGGUGAUAAAAGUGUUGCUAACAAGGCUGAGAGUUCAGUAGAGGCUUGUGAUGUCUUUCAAGAUGAUGAAGAGAAUCUUGAAGAAAAUGCAGCAAGAAUGUUAUCAUCACGGUUUAACCCAUGCUGUACUGGCUUUUCUUCAAACAACAAAGUUUCUGUAUCACCAUCCGAGAAUGGUUUAUCUUUUCUCAUAUCUUCUGGUCAGAGUGCUAGUCCUGGAUCUAAGAAUUUGUCUGGUUCCGAAUCUGCUUCUAUCUAUGCUUCAUUAUUAAAGGUAGAUAUAAUAUGUCCUUAUCCUUUGACUCUUAUACAAUCACCAUUCCCCUACUGGUAUGAUCUAAAAGCACAUUGUGAUUACCAUGAUAGAAUUGUUGGUUAUUCCAUUGAGAAUUGUUUAGCCUUUAAAAGGGUAGUUCAAAAUUUGAUUAAUGUUGAGAGAUUGAAGUCCAAUUCACCAGUUACAUCAAAUCAUCCAAUACCAAAUCACGGAGAUAAAGGGGUGAAUGCAAUCCAUGAAGAGGAAAGCAAAGGUCGAUGUUUCUGA
Molecule: messenger RNA, 1075 nt
Organism: Hibiscus syriacus
Lineage: Eukaryota; Viridiplantae; Streptophyta; Magnoliopsida; Malvales; Malvaceae
Exons: 2
Coding region: 383-1075 (230 amino acids)
Source: RefSeq, a predicted model, not a curated record